UGUUUUCAAACGCUGAUGGGCUUCAUCCCGAGGAGGAAAUGAUGGCAGUGAUGUCUUGAGCAAGAUGGGUUGCUGACUUUAGUUUUCUCUCUCACCGAGUGGCUGAGGAUCUGAUGUAAUCUGUGUUCGCCAGGAGGCUCUGAGACCUGAGGGGUUCCCCAGACUCCUGGGAGCCAGCAGCUACUCUGCUCUGCUGUUAACCUGAUGAUGUAUAUUUGUGGCAGCCCUGUUUGCGCCAGCUCGCUCCUUAGCGGUCUUUAAAGCAUUUUGGGGAGGUGGCAGGGGAUGGAAUUUCUUGUCCCGUUUCCUUGGAAAGGGAAGUCCUUGGAAUCCGAGCUGCAUGUGUUCACUUAGCCGGGUCAAAAUCCGUUAUCUGCGGAGUAUCAAGUAUGCCCAGGGCACACCCCAAUUCAGAAAAAAUAGAGCAUCCUGCGAAGAGUUGUGUCUGCCUUCGCAACAUGCCCCCCGGGGGGGAUUCAGUGGUCAUUGCUGGGCAUACUUUUCUUCUUGGACAACACUGGCAAAAAGACAGGGAGAUUUUUUUGAGACUGCAAAGCUUCAAGGGGAACUACCUGGCUCACUGUGUCUUUCCAGGAUAUUUCUGCUCUUAUCUGUAGGGUUCGUUCCCCGAUAAGAUCCAAUUCUAGAUACCUUUGUUGCUCAGUGCUUUGAUGGCCCUCACAUCCCGCGUUAAGUACAUUAAUAGAGUCCACACUUUACCCGGCUGUCAAGCAAGUGACAUUUGUUGCUAAGACACUGUGGAACUUACCAGCAAUGAGCAACCACAGAAACAGGCUACCCCACCCCGAAGGAGCUGACUGCAAAAUCUUCCAUCGAGAUCACCCCUGAGGAAAAUGCCUUGAGAUCACCUCGUUUGGAAAAGAGCCCUUGUGGCGGACAAAUGUGGGAGAAACGAGUUCCAGUGCCAGGAUGGAAAGUGCAUCUCCUACAAGUGGGUUUGUGAUGGGAGCGCCGAGUGCCUGGAUGCCUCCGAUGAGUCCCAGGAGACCUGCAUGUCUGUCACCUGCAAGCCGGGGGACUUCAGCUGUGGGGGCCGUGUCAACCGCUGCAUCCCUGAGUUCUGGAGAUGUGACGGCCAGGUGGACUGCGAGAAUGGCUCAGACGAGCAAGGCUGUCUGCCCAAGACGUGUGCCCAGGAUGAGUUCCGCUGCCAGGACGGGAAGUGCAUCUCCCUGGAGUUCGUCUGUGAUUCGGACCGCGACUGCUUAGAUGGGUCCGAUGAGGCGUCCUGCCCCAUGCCCACCUGCAGCCCCGCCCACUUCCAGUGCAACAACUCCGCCUGCAUCCCCGAGCUGUGGGCGUGUGACGGCGACCCGGACUGCAAGGAUGGCUCAGAUGAGUGGCCGCAGCGCUGCGGGGGCCGCAACAUGUCGGCCCCACAAGGGGACGACAACCCCUGCUCAGCGCUGGAGUUUCACUGCCACAGUGGCGAGUGCAUCCACUCUAGCUGGCGCUGUGACGGCGGCCCUGACUGCAAGGACAAGUCUGACGAGGAGAACUGCGCUGUCGCCACGUGCCGACCUGAUGAGUUCCAGUGCUCGGAUGGGACCUGUAUCCAUGGCAGCCGGCAGUGCGACCGGGAAUAUGACUGUAAGGACAUGAGCGACGAGCUUGGCUGCAUCAAUGUGACGCUGUGCGAGGGGCCCAACAAGUUCAAGUGCCACAGCGGCGAAUGCAUCACCCUGGACAAAGUGUGCAACUCGGUCCGGGACUGUCGGGACUGGUCGGACGAGCCUCUGAAGGAGUGCGAGACCAACGAGUGUCUGGACAACAGGGGCGGCUGCUCCCACAUCUGCAACGACCUCAAGAUCGGCUAUGAGUGCUUGUGCCCCGAGGGCUUCCAGCUGGUGGAUCAGCGAAGAUGUGAAGAUAUCGAUGAGUGUCAGGAUCCCGACGUGUGCAGCCAGCUCUGCGUGAACCUCGAGGGCAGCUACAAGUGCGAGUGCGAGGCGGGUUUCCAGCUGGACCCCCUCACCAAGGCCUGCAAGGCUGUGGGCACUAUCGCCUACCUGUUUUUCACCAACCGCCACGAGGUGAGGAAGAUGACCCUGGACCGCAGCGAAUACACCAGCCUCAUCCCAAACUUGAAGAACGUGGUCGCCCUGGACACCGAGGUGGCCAGCAACAGAAUAUACUGGUCCGACCUGUCCCAAAGGAAGAUCUACAGCGCCCAAAUCGACAGAGCCCCUGGCUUCUCCUCCUAUGACACCAUCGUCAGCGAGGACCUCCAGGCCCCCGAUGGGCUGGCGGUGGACUGGAUCCACAGCAACAUAUACUGGACAGACUCCAUCCUGGGCACCGUCUCCGUGGCCGACACCAAGGGUGUGAAGAGAAAGACGCUCUUCAAGGAGAAAGGCUCUAAGCCACGUGCCAUCGUGGUGGAUCCCGUUCACGGCUUCAUGUACUGGACGGAUUGGGGAACCCCCGCCGAGAUCAAGAAGGGGGGUCUGAACGGCGUCGAUGUUUACUCGCUAGUGACGGAGGACAUCCAGUGGCCCAAUGGCAUCACCCUGGAUCUUUCUGGUGGCCGCCUCUACUGGGUUGACUCCAAGCUCCACUCCAUCUCGAGCAUUGAUGUCAACGGGGGGAACCGGAAGACCGUUUUGGAGGAUGAGAAAAAGCUGGCACACCCCUUCUCCUUGGCCAUCUUUGAGGAUAAAGUAUUUUGGACGGACAUCAUCAACGAAGCCAUUUUCAGUGCCAACCGCCUCACCGGCUCAGACAUUAAUCUGCUAGCAGAAAACCUGUUGUCCCCGGAGGACAUUGUCCUUUUUCACAACCUCACACAGCCAAGAGGGGUGAACUGGUGUGAGAGGACGGCCCUCCGCAACGGUGGCUGCCAGUACCUGUGUCUCCCGGCCCCACAGAUCAACCCCCACUCACCCAAGUUCACCUGUGCCUGCCCGGAUGGCAUGCUGCUGGCCAAGGACAUGAGGAGCUGCCUCAGAGAGCCCGAACCUGUCGUGACCCCCCGGGCGACCUCCACGGUCACGGUCAGGCCAACGGUGCGCUCCACAGCCGUGAGGACGACAGUGCGCCCCCCAACCGCGGGGCCAAAGCACACAGCCGGCCCGUGGUCCGUGGCCAGCCCUGAGUUCACCACGCCUGAGACGGUGACAGUGUCCCACCAAGCCCUGGGCGACGCUGCCAGCAGAGGAGACGAGGAGCGACCGAGGAGCGUGGGGGCCCUGUACGUCAUCCUCCCCAUCGUGCUGCUCAUCCUCCUGGGCUUCGGGACCUUCCUUCUCUGGAAGAACUGGCGGCUGAAAAGCAUCAACAGCAUCAACUUUGACAACCCCGUGUACCAGAAGACCACGGAGGACGAGGUCCACAUCUGCUGCAGCCAGGACGGCUACACCUACCCUUCGAGACAGAUGGUCAGCCUGGAGGACGAUGUGGCCUGAGCCGCCGCCUCGAGUCCUGUGCUUCCCCGGAACCUGCUGCCCGACGUGGGCAGGAAGAACACUUUCUCCCAGGACCCUUGACCCGCGCCGCACCCUUCCUCCUGGUCCCUGCAAAGAAAGAAGUGACCGAAAGCACUGUUGGUGGCCACAGCCUCAGCGCCGGCAGCCGCUUGGCCUGCCUGCCAGAGCUUUGUUUUAUAUAUUUAUUCUUCUGGGAGGCAGAACAGGCUUCCGACGGCGCACACGCAACAGGUUGGGGUUGGGUUUUUUUCUUUCUCUAGGAAUAGCGGAGAAGAGCAGGCCAAAGGAGCUGGGGGGACAUCUCUGUCCCCUCCAGGGACCGCUCACUUCUCCCCCUCUCCCGACGCACUGACGGAGGAGCACAGGGGGAGAGGCGGCACAUGGCUUUGAACCGCGAGAGCAGGCACUACCCCCGGGGUCCUGGGUAGCUGCCGGACCCCCGCCUCUCUAGCCCGAGCCCCCAAACUCAGGAGUAAGUGCGUUCACCCCUGCCUUGCUGGACGGCCAGAGUUAGCUUUUGCUCUGCUCCCCCCAGAUCUGGAUCAAACUAGGGUUUCCCCAGCGAGGUUCGUGCCCUCCCUUGAUGCCGGGACUCUGGCGUCGCUGUGGCUCUGGCCAAGUGCAGUAUCCCAGGGUGGGGAUGGGGGGGCACUGAGGCCCCCCCCCUCCAUUCGCCGAAACCGCGACAGCUCCCAGAGAGAGCCCGAGCCACCGAUCGUCCUUAAUAUUUAUUAAGUGCCUGAGCUACCCCGUUACCCGAGGCGCGAAGGCAGCGGCCGCCAACCUCUAAGAGCACCCAUCACUCUGGGUGUGGCUGUCUGGACCCCAGCUCCUUCCAGGUCCCCUUGCACUUUUUUCGUUCGGGGCCGUAUCCUGCGUCAAGUCGACGUUCUUACUAUUUUGCACUGGUUUCUGUUCCGGGUGGGAGGGGUCCGUGCGGAUGAGCCUGCUGUCUGGGGCCUCCCUCCCCCGCCCCCCCCCCAUCAAAAGUCACAAUCACGACUCUCCGGCUCGUGUGGCCGCUUCUGUGCAGAUGCCCCUGGGCCGUUAAUUUCCCCGCGAGAAGACGGUUCGCUUUAGCCCUGCAAGGCAUCCCCUGGGCUUGGCCAUUCUUAUGGGACUUCGGAAACCAAACUUUCUGAUCCUAUCACACAUGUCACACUCACGACCAAAAAAAGAAGUGCGAGCCUCUUGUGGAUUCCUGCCUAAAGUCGUCCAGGGAGUGUCCACGUUCACUGCAUGACCACUAAGCACUGCGUCCUACUCUGAGUUGCAGGAAACUGUGAAAGCCUUUUCUCCUUCGGAAGCAUGUAAAUAAACUGCUGUACAGAUGCGGGGGCGGGGGGGGGUGCGCUUUUUGUUACGUUUGCACUUUGUAUAUUCGUUAGACAUUUAUCACUUCUAUAUAUGAAACAGAGAUCUAUUUAUUUUUGCAAACCCUGGUUGCUGCAUCUGUGACCCCUCUGGGGGCUCUGCAUUGGGGGGAAGUUGUCUCUGAGACGCCUCUUAACUUUUGUACAAAGAUGAUUCGUGCGGGCUUCGCGCGAAGCCCUUCAGGAGAAAUGGGGCCGUGUUGGGUUGUUUUGGGGGAUGGGUACCGCUUUUUACAACCACUGUAUAGAACGUUUUUAUAGCCUGAAUGUCUUACUGUGAUCGAUUAAAUUUCUUAAAUGAA
This is a messenger RNA of Herpailurus yagouaroundi (jaguarundi), 5121 nucleotides long. It is a transcript of the gene LDLR, whose product is annotated as low density lipoprotein receptor. Gene Ontology annotation, biological process: receptor-mediated endocytosis. Gene Ontology annotation, cellular component: plasma membrane; signaling receptor complex; apical plasma membrane. Gene Ontology annotation, molecular function: hormone binding; calcium ion binding; protein binding. Lineage: Eukaryota; Metazoa; Chordata; Mammalia; Carnivora; Felidae. The coding region runs from base 1014 to 3425 and encodes 803 amino acids. The record is from RefSeq and is a predicted model, not a curated record. The transcript has 18 exons.